Messenger RNA from Toxorhynchites rutilus septentrionalis, 2397 nucleotides. It is a transcript of the gene jdp, whose product is annotated as J domain-containing protein. Gene Ontology annotation, cellular component: cytoplasm. NCBI's taxonomy places the organism in Eukaryota, Metazoa, Arthropoda, Insecta, Diptera, Culicidae. The record is from RefSeq and is a predicted model, not a curated record. The coding region runs from base 602 to 1132 and encodes 176 amino acids. The transcript has 3 exons.
GAAAGCUCACCAUCUCAGUCAGCCUUCGAACGUCGUCGCGUUUGCACAGCGGAUUCCGGUUCUCCUAGCCAAGUCGAGGCAACACACAGCCAGAGAGAGAGAGGAAAGGCAAAAUUGCAAAAAUUCUCCAGAAGUGAUCGGAUAGUUUCACUUUGUGCCAAGGUCCCCCAGUGGUGUUUCGAUUCGCACACCCUGGAAGCUUACUCUGAUCGUCGAUUCGCCUUCAGAAUCGAAACGCACCGCGAGCCAGCGACCUUCCAGUUUGUGUGUUCGCUCGGUGAAUACCUAGUUCCCCUGGUUCACAAGUUAGCCCCACUGUUGAGUGAGUGUGAGAGAGUUUACUUUAUUGUUGCGUUGUGUAUAAGCACUGUUUCGGGUCAUCUGAUUACCGGAGCUCUCGGGGAACACCCGUCGUCCCGAUCGAGACGCUGUUCGAAAGUGUGCUGUUGGUUUGACCUGUGGUUGUCGACCAACCGAUUGGGACUUACUUAUCAGCGGAAGAGCUAAGUGUUGUUUUGGUUCGAGCCUCCCGAGUUUUUUUUGUUUACUUCGAACGCGUGUCAAUCACAUCUCAGUAAGUCACCAGCUUUAUUAGGGCAAGAUGAGCGGCGGAGUCGACGAGAUUCUCACCUAUAGACGCAAUCCAGAUGAGGAUUUUUACGCGAUGCUCAACUGCGACGAGAACUCGACGGUCGAGCAAAUCCAGGCCGAGUACAAAGUGCUCGCACUGCAGUACCACCCGGAUAAGAACGAUGGCGACAAGGAUGCUGAAGCCAUGUUCCAGAAGUUAAAGGAAGCCAAGGAGAUCCUGUGCGACCCGGAGAAGCGCGCCAACUACGACAAGUGGCGUGGCAGCGGCAUCCACAUCAGCUACAAGAACUGGGUCGGCAUGAAGGAACACGUCCAGCAGAGCAUGCACUGGGCCACACCGAAAACCAAGGACCGUAUGCUGCCGGAAUCGGGCGGUGCGGGUGCGGGUGCCGGCAGCGGCCUGAGCGCCGCCCAGCCAAACCCGGCCCACCGACGGGCGUCGGAGGGAGGCGCUGCGCUGUACUACGGCGGUCGGAAGGGCGAAUGGGGCUCGGAGAAUCCGAGCGAGGUGGUCAACAAGUUUCGUAAUUACGAAAUUUAAACUGCUGCUGCUGCUGUUGCUGGUUAAAAAUUCCUUAUGUUAAAGUUUUUGUUGGUUACGUUAGGGACGAACUUCGGGGGCUUUUAGGCCAGCGCCGGAUGGCCAAUAAAUCCACUGUGCUCCUUUUUACCGCGGUCCGAUCGAUGGACUGGAAGGCUCCGACGGUUCGAACGUUAUUUUGUUCGACUUCUGUGGCAGCCACAAUUACUGUGUAGCAGCUGUUGACCCUCAUUUCCGCAGAUGUGGACCCCUUUUUGACCCGUAUGGGGUUGUUAAAUCAAAAUAACAUUGUAAUGGACGAUCAUAUUUAUUAUCAGUAUAUGAAGCAUUUUCCACUCUAGCCGAUAAAAAAAUGUUUGCUGUUUGAUGAACUGUUGUGUCACGUUAUUUAUAAAUCAUAAGCAUAAGCAGAAACUUAUUUAGCAAUGUUGACAAGAAUAAUAACGAUCUAUGUUGAUGUAUGUAUGUGACAACCCCGAAACAAUUAGAUGUGUUGAUAUUUAUUAUGUAAAACAGAAAUCUCUAAUAGCAUAUUUCAUAUAGUCAAUUUAUGUUUGUUGUGAGAGAAAAAAAGAAGAAGCUGAAAAACAAGCGACAAAAGAGAGUAAUAAUUUCCAUAUGGACGCAGAGAUGAAUCGCGGAACUUCCAUCUCAUUGCGGGAGAAAGCAAAUAGCUUAGAUAUAAGAAUCAAAAUCAGACUUAAAUAAAUAAACAAUCGUUUGUAGUGACACAACCAGUAUACAUGUGAAACGCUAGUGAAAAAAAAAGAUGAAAAAACUCUAAAAAGAUAGCUCAUAGUGUUGACUGGCGUUUUUUAUAUAAGUAGACUAUUUUACCCCCUCACAACCAGUGGUUAGGAUUACGGAAUCAAGAGAGCUUGAGAUGUGCGGCGGCGGUAAGAGCGAUCCUCAGUCCAGAAACAUAGCAUUACUUCUCCCAACAAAUUUUACACGAUGAGUUUUGUGUGAAGAGACAACCGACCUCCCACUGGAUCCUUCCGAACUAUGUGAAACGCCUUUGACUCUCCUACCUUUCCCCUUCUUCGGGGGGGUAAAUUGUUUUAUAGCAGAUUUAUAUACAUGUACACACAAACCCAUCCACUAGCGGACAGGAAACUGAAACUGAAAGGUGUCUCUAUUUCUACAAGAUUGUAUUGUAUUUUCUCCUCUCUUUAUAAAUCAUGUACCGGAAAAGCACUCUACCUGUAGCUGGAAUCUUUUUUUAUUGAAUAAACUUUUUCAGAUGUUACCAUAUACAAAUCAAA